CUUUGCAUAGGACCAGUUUACAUUGAACUGUCAUGGGAUCAAGCAAAUUUGUCAUUAAGUGUGGGAACUUUGCUGUUCUGGUGGAUGUUCAUAUUUUGCCUCAAGGCUCCAGUAGAGACACCAGCUGGUUUUCAGAUCAUGAGAAGGAGGAGGUCUGCAUGCUGCUAGAAGAUGUGGUUGCUUCCAGGGUCAAACACUACUUGGAAGCUCCUAAACAACACGGUCAAGGGAAAUCCAUGGAUCACGCAACGUCUGCUCCUUUCUUUCUAACAGGCAACCGUUUUCACAUUGCUGCCCAGUUUAUGAAGAGAUGGGUCAAUCUUCAUUGUGCUGUGGGGAAACAAUAUCGUGAGCUACGUGUAUUCCCAGAAAGAUUCGUGGUUUGUAUCAGUAGACUUGAAUCUGAUCCAAGUGCUUGGACCUGUGAGAAUGGUGCUUUGAAAGAAGUUUCCAAUGGGAUGUCUGAGUAUUUUACUGAAUCUGCCGAGAAUGAAAAGCCUAAGCUUAGUGUGACCCAAAAGAUAAAGCAAGACAUCUUGAAAGAAAUUGUGAAAAGGACAAAAACAAGGGAAAGUUGCAUGAGCAAACCUCAAACAAGAAAGGACUCUAAUAAAGUACAUCCUGGCUCAGGGGACUCCCAGAAAGAGAACAGAAAGACUGACUGUCAAACUUCUCCCAAUCCAUCUGAUUUAAAAUGUGGGAGUAUAGAGCAACUAAAGGAUUGCAUAAGUGCAUCUGAGAGCAACUUAGAGCUUCCUGUUUUAGAGCUGGAAAAUGAUGUUAAUCAGAGACAGCCAGAUGAUGCUAGCAGCCAGCAAAAACCUCAUUCUGUGGAGUGGUUAAAGAUGAGACUUCUAAGCAAGAACCCUCCUUCUAGCUAUGAGUCAGCACCACUAGAUCCAAAACAAAGUCAAAAAGUGACUGAAACACAGGCUCAACAGAAGAGAUGUGGUUCAGAAGAAAAGCUAGGCUGUUCCGGGAAAGAAUUUUCUGAAGAGGCUCCAUUAAUUCCCAGCACUACAGAAAUGAGCAAGUGCAGUGACGAUUGUUCAGCUCCAGUCUUAGAGGAGAAGACCCCACUUGAUUCAAGAUCAUUUUCUACAGAAGACUUGACAAAAAGGGUAUCUGAUGAAGGGUCACUCACUCUGGAAGAAAAGCUCUCCAGACCUCUUCUUGAGGGGAGCAGUAUAGUGCAGACUGGCAAAACUGAGCCAGGCACAACCCCUGAAGAGUUCUCUCUGAUGCCUUCAGCAUCUCAUUUUAAAACACUGUCUAUGUCUCCAGAGAAGCUUAAUCAAAAAAGAAAAAAAGAGGUUAAAGAUGGUCUCAGAAAAUUAAAACUGCGAAGGCUCAAGAAGUCAUGAUA
Tinamus guttatus (white-throated tinamou) is the source of this 1366-nucleotide messenger RNA. The record is from RefSeq and is a predicted model, not a curated record. Lineage: Eukaryota; Metazoa; Chordata; Aves; Tinamiformes; Tinamidae.